AUGUGCUCUCCUGCUAGCUCUAAAAUCCUGUACAGGAACCCCAGGUUCCUCCGGGUGGCUUUUCUGCAGCUUCACCACCAGCAGCAGAGUGGUGUGUUUUGUGAUGUCCUUCUGCAGGCAGAAGGUGAAGCAGUCCCAGCCCACUGCUGCAUCCUGUCUGCCUGCAGUCCCUUCUUCACAGAACGACUGGAGCAGGAAAGGCCAGUUCAGGGCUGUAAGGUGGUAUUGGAGCUUGGAGGCCUGAAGAUCAGGACACUUAGAAAGUUGGUGGACUUCCUGUAUACCUCAGAGAUGGAAGUAUCUCAAGAAGAGGCCCAGGAUGUACUUUCUGCUGCCCGGCAGCUCCGAGUAUCUGAGCUAGAAACCCUUCAACUAGAGGGUGGAAAGUUGGUGAAGGCCCCACAGGGCCGAAGACUAAACAGAGAAUGUUUACAACCAAGUGUUGCACCAAUCUCUGCCAGAGUGGUGGCACCUGGCCGCCGCCCACGAACUCCACUGCCUGUUACCCAGACUCCCUGUCCUCUUGGGACAGUGAAGUUGAAGUCCUUAGGGGAGGAAGAUGAGCCCCAUAAGACCAGUCUACCAAAUGCAGAUAACUUAUCAGAGAGUCUUAUGAUGAAGAAAGCCAGAGCCUGUCCAGUUGUAAAAAAAAGCUCAUCUCCAUCAAGCCACAAUGUGGGGCCUAAGGAGAAGAAUGACCCUGCACUAGGUCCUACAGCACUUUCCCCUCCUAGCCUGUACCCUUCUGUGAAUGAACGACUGUUGCCCAGAAAGAUCAGGCUAAGUCGCUCAAAGCCAUCUCCCCAUGUCUGUACAUCCAAGCCUUCCAGCACAGUAAGUGGACCCGGUUGUGCGCCCCCACCCCCAGGGAGGCGUCUUUGGAGGCAGAGGAGUGUAAGUAAAGCCACUCAGGGAGUAGAGGAGAAGUCAGGCAUAGCCAAUCCUUUACAGAGCACUCCAAGCCCACCAGGCAUUGGGAAGACAGGUGGGAACAAGAAGCGCAGCCCUGAAUUCAGAACACCCAGCUCAGACUCUGCAGAGGAGGGGCAGAUUGGGAGAGUGAAACUUCGGAAGAUUGUCAAUGGAACCUGCUGGGAGGUGGUACAAGACCCUCCUCUCAGAAACAAUCAAGACAGCCCUCAGAUCUUAGAAGAGCCUCCAGGAACUCACUUCUCUUCAGUUAAUGAACAGGAACUAUCUGAUCAAAUACAUUUGUGUCAGGAUUCCCCUGAGAGCUCUCGGCUACAAGACAUUCUGCUGUCUGCUAGCCACUCCCGGGAACACCCUGCUAAGUCUGAGUUUGGGUCCAGUCCAGGGCUAAUUGGGAAGGAAUCCUUGUUGAAUAUUGACUGUGGAGAGAGCUAUGCAUUUGAUAUGACUCUGCUAGGGCAGCCCUGUGAAGCUGAGGAGUAUCGAAUCACAAGUGCUGCAGCCACCAGUGAGCUGGAAGAGAUCCUGGACUUCAUGCUGUGUGGCUCAGAUGUUGAGCCAGCUGUAAGAGCUCUGGAGAGUCCUGGGCCUGAGAGCUGCAGGACCCCUAGUUAUCACCUGACAGAACCAGGAAAGAACUGGAUUGAAGAGGAAGAAUGGUGUUUGCCAGACAUGGACCUCUGGCCUAGAGAGCUCACAGGAUUGGAAAAGGAACCUGUUGGUGAGAACAAAGAGCCAAUUGAGCCCUUCAGUCCCCUUGUCAUGACUUCUGAGAACAAAGAACCAAUUGAGCUCCUCAGCCCUCUUGUCAUGCCCUCUGAGGUGAGUAGAGAGGCACUUUCAUUGAGAAGCUCUUGGACUCCAAACCUUGAAAUCACCAACUCCCAGCCACUGGAUGGUCAGGGAGAUAAACUUCUCCACUUUGUCUCCCAUGACCCUCCCCAAAGGUCUUACGAUCUCUCACCUCCAUGUUCAAACUGGGCAGAGACUGGGCUAGACAUGUCCUUAAGCAUGGAUGAGGUAUUGUACCAUGCUCCUAAGGCAGGAAGUGAGGUAACUGGUAACUCUGAGCUGCUGGACCCACUUCCUGAUAGCCCUGAAGAUGAAGAGAUUGAUGUGGUGGACUGGACAGCAGAGGGGAGGCUGGGGCCUACUCCCUCUGUGUGGCCUGACCCUUCUUCAGAGUCAGAAACAGAGGUAGAUAUACUAACAUAG
Messenger RNA from Jaculus jaculus (lesser Egyptian jerboa), 2145 nucleotides. RefSeq names its product BTB domain containing 18 (gene Btbd18). NCBI's taxonomy places the organism in Eukaryota, Metazoa, Chordata, Mammalia, Rodentia, Dipodidae. The transcript has 2 exons. Bases 1 to 2145 code for a protein of 714 amino acids. Gene Ontology annotation, biological process: positive regulation of transcription elongation by RNA polymerase II. Gene Ontology annotation, molecular function: protein binding. The record is from RefSeq and is a predicted model, not a curated record.